This is a messenger RNA of Exophiala dermatitidis NIH/UT8656, 1809 nucleotides long. RefSeq lists its product as uncharacterized. Gene Ontology annotation, molecular function: ubiquitin conjugating enzyme binding; ubiquitin protein ligase activity; zinc ion binding. The transcript is spliced from 2 exons. Gene Ontology annotation, cellular component: cytoplasm; ubiquitin ligase complex. Gene Ontology annotation, biological process: positive regulation of proteasomal ubiquitin-dependent protein catabolic process; ubiquitin-dependent protein catabolic process; protein polyubiquitination. Lineage: Eukaryota; Fungi; Ascomycota; Eurotiomycetes; Chaetothyriales; Herpotrichiellaceae. Bases 1 to 1809 code for a protein of 602 amino acids. The record is from RefSeq and is a predicted model, not a curated record.
AUGGCUCAGCCACAGAAUCUCCCUCGAGUUGACCCGGACGGUGAUGCCAAACUGGCUGACGGUCAAGCCGGCAAUCAAGUCAACCACAACCUCACUCAACAAGACCUCGCGGCUCACCAGCAUCUCCCCGAGUGGCAGGUCUCGGAUUUUGGCUGGCCUCCUUUGCAAACCAUGACUCCAAGCACCUCUUCUGGUAGUACUACCGUCGAAGAUCGGCUGGAGGCGCAAGCCAACGACCACGCUCAGCCGGCUCUGACUCUCACAAACCAGCAUCAGCAAGUUCGUCACCCUUUUGAGAUCGGCACAUACCCAGCCGGAACUCUCAUCACUGAAUCUGUCACUCCAGAGCAAGCCGCAGUGCUGCCACCCUUCCCAUUUGUUUUCCCAGGUGACCUUCACGCAGGCCAGAACAGACUGCCACGAGCAACUCCGGAAGGUCCUAACCCUCAUAUCUUGCACACUCCAACCAACGUUGGCCAACCAUUCCAACCAUUCCUGCCGGCUCAGCAACCAUCUGUUGCCCCGGCUCGCUUGUUGCAUACUCGUGAUAGCUUGGAGCUUAUUGAAGAGGGCUCGCUGCAAGUACUCGGUGGUUCUGUGGUCAACUCCAACCAUUCAGAUCGGCUCUCUGGAUCGCUACUUACCAACGACUCCACCACCAUGGCAUCCUCCCAAGACGGUCAGCGCGAUCGUUCGUCCUCGCCUGUUGUUGAGUCCAUUUACCAUCCCAAUCUCGUCGGUGAGAAUGGCGAGGGCCCAGGUCUAUUUGACAUCACUCGUGAAGCACCGGCACGGGUACGCCGUGGUCGUCAUCGCCGCAGAAUGACCCGGCCUGAGCCUCAGAUCCGCUUUGUCGCAUGUUCGGCAUGUCUGGUACUCCACAACCUCGAAGAUCUGCUCAACAUUUCUUGUGGCUGCCAUUACUGCACCCCGUGUCUCGAAGCUGCAUUUCGCGCCGGCUGCACAAGCAGGGAGUCUUUUCCACCCAAAUGCUGUGGACAACCUUUACGCAUCUCGGUCUGGGGCACUUUCUUGCCUGACGACAUCAACGCACGCUACAAAGCGGUCGAAGCCGAGUUCAGCGAUGCUCGCCCCGUGUAUUGUGCCGUGCCCACCUGUUCCGUCCACAUCCCAAAAACUGAUCGUCUUCCCGAGUACGAUCUCGCAUUGUGCCCACAAUGUGCGACGGCGACCUGUAUUCGAUGCCGAGAGGAAUUGAGGCUACAUCAGCGAUGGACCUCCACAGAACGUCAAUGCCCUCCCGUCGACGCAGCAACCAAGGCGUUGCAGGCUCUUUCGGACAAGAAGAAGUGGAAACAAUGCCCAACAUGCUGGCAGUUGGUGGAACGAAUUGAAGGCUGUGGCCACAUGGAUUGUGUCUGCGGUGUCGAGUUUUGCUACAUUUGUGGCAAUCUCUUUGACGAGCAUGACCGCUGCAAAUGCGUACCAAACUCUUGGGCAGCCGACGAAGAUCGUGAAGAUGAAGAGGCCGACGCGGCAGAGACAAACAUGGCGGAUGGAACCGAGGUCGACGAUACAGACAUGGUUGUUGAACCCGAGGUCGAAAAUGCAGGCAUUGUUGUUGAACGCGAGGUCGGAAAUGCAGACAUGGUUGUCGUCGAGCUCGAAAAUGCGAACACCAAUCCGGCUGAAACCCACGGCGAUACUUUCGCGCAGCAGUUGGUAGGCCCGGACAACCUGCCAGCGGCUGUCGACAUAGACACACUGCGCCUGUUGGCGGUGAUGACCUUACUUGCCACGGUUGUCUGCAAAACGCUCCUCUGCGCGGCUGCAACGAGUGCGGAAUAG